This is a messenger RNA of Micromonas pusilla CCMP1545, 498 nucleotides long. RefSeq lists its product as uncharacterized. The coding region runs from base 1 to 498 and encodes 165 amino acids. Lineage: Eukaryota; Viridiplantae; Chlorophyta; Mamiellophyceae; Mamiellales; Mamiellaceae. The transcript has 3 exons. The record is from RefSeq and is a predicted model, not a curated record.
AUGGCGUCCUCGGGCGGCGGCGGCAUCCCGAACGAGCGCCACGCGGGGCAGCGCGUGAAGCCCGGUCAGAAGUACCAGAACCGCGAGGGGUUCAAGGCGCACAGGAACAUGAAGCGCGCUGUCCGCGACGUCGACGCGGAGAACGACCUGCGACAUCGCGCGUGCCAGGGCGUCUGCCGCCGAUGCGCGCAAAAGGCACGAGAGGCGGUCCCGUCGGAAUCGCGCGUCGUGCAGUGGCGGUUCCAGUACCAAAAGUACCGAGCGCUCCGGCCGGGGAAACACGGCAAGUGUCACGCGUGCGAGCGCGCGGUGCACUUCUCCUAUCGAAACUUAUGCCAGACGUGCGCGACGACGAAAAAAUUGUGCCCCGGGUGUUCGAAACCUCCCGCGGAGUCGCAGCUCGCGCGGCCGGACGAGCUGUCGGACGGGGGGGACGACGGCGAGGACGAGAGUACGGACGACGACGAGUACGAGGGCGUCGUCAUCACCCGGCACUGA